Molecule: messenger RNA, 306 nt
Organism: Lagopus muta (rock ptarmigan)
Lineage: Eukaryota; Metazoa; Chordata; Aves; Galliformes; Phasianidae
Gene: DEFB1
Product: defensin beta 1
Exons: 3
Coding region: 79-306 (75 amino acids)
Biological process (GO): defense response to Gram-positive bacterium; innate immune response in mucosa; defense response to Gram-negative bacterium
Cellular component (GO): extracellular region
Molecular function (GO): CCR6 chemokine receptor binding
Source: RefSeq, a predicted model, not a curated record
CUUCAACCAGAGGAUGCUGAGGAGUUGUGCCACGUAGCCAGGUACCAGGCAGGUGAUGGUCCCACAAAACCAGCCCAGAUGCCCAUGGGAAAGCUUCAGUGGGACAUGGCAAUGUCAGCCAAAGCCACGGGCAUAUUCCUCCUGCUUCUUGUUCUGCUGGCAGUACCCCAGGCUGCUCCAGAGUCGGACACGGUCACGUGUCGGAAGAUGAAGGGCAAGUGUUCAUUCUUGCUGUGUCCUUUCUUCAAGAGAUCCACUGGUACCUGCUACAAUGGACUGGCAAAGUGCUGCAGACCCUUUUGGUGA